Messenger RNA from Panicum virgatum (switchgrass), 1406 nucleotides. Its product is annotated as KHG/KDPG aldolase-like. The record is from RefSeq and is a predicted model, not a curated record. The transcript is spliced from 9 exons. Gene Ontology annotation, molecular function: lyase activity. Lineage: Eukaryota; Viridiplantae; Streptophyta; Magnoliopsida; Poales; Poaceae. Bases 55 to 777 code for a protein of 240 amino acids.
GAGAGCAGACAGCAGAGUGAGACUUAUCUGAAGCUCGGCUUUGCCGCCCCGGCCAUGCGCGUUGCCGCCACCCAGCUGCCCCUCCCCGCCGUCUCCCAUCCUCGCCGGCGGCGGAGAGAUCAGCACGCGCCGCCCGCACCCCCGGGGGCGCUCGCCGCCAUCCUGCGCUCGCGCGUCAUCGCGUGCCUCCGCGCGGAAGACGGCGAGACGGCACUGCAGGCGGCGCAUGCGGCUGUCCGCGGUGGCGUCAGUGUGUUGGAGGUCGUGAUGCCAACUCCUGGAGUGCUGGAGGUUAUUGAAGAUCUUUGCAGGAGUUAUCCUUCUUUAACAUUCGGGGUUGGCACGGUCUUAAAUGCUGCUGAUGCAAGGAAAGCCAUAGGAUCUGGUGCACAGUUUCUGAUGAGUCCUGGCACAGUCAUGGAAAUACUUCAUGAUCUAGAAGAAAGUAAGGUUCUAUACAUCCCUGGAGUGCUGACACCAUCUGAAGUUUUAUCUGCUUGCAAUGCUGGUGCAGAAGUUGUUAAGGUAUAUCCAGUGUCUGUGAUGGGUGGUGAGGUGUACAUGUCUGCUCUGAAGAAACCAUUUCCUCAUGUGCCGAUGGUUGCUUCUCAAGGAAUCCAAAUAGGUUCAAUCAAGGGGUAUGUGGAGGCAGGGGCAUCCGCAGCGGUGUUGUCUGAUGCCAUUUUUGACAAGGAAUUGAUGAGGAAGGGAAAAUUCAGCGAAAUUUCAGAACUUGCCAGUCUAGCCACUGCUGAGGGGUUGCAGUCCAUAAAGUGAGACAUAUCUGACAGUUCUACAGCAUCGCAGAUUUGUGGCCUAGAAAAUAUGAGGCACAUAUCCUUUGGCUAGCCAUUGUGCUAUAUGAUCUUCUCCGGUGGGGCACAUAUCAGGCCCUAACACUGCCAACUAAACGGAAAUCAUUGAUACCGCCCUUUUUGCAGAAGCAGUGAUUCCAUCUCCCAAAUACAGCUAUAGAAGUAGUACCGCUGCGUGCUUGUAACAAUGCACCAAAAUUGUGCUUUCCAAACAAGGAUCUUCACAGCUAGCAGAAGUGCGUUUGUUCUCGGUCCAGAUCAGAAGUGUGAAGGGUCUGCUGUGAUGCCACGAAGCCAACCACACAUUCAGCUGCGGUGGAAUCACCACAAUUCAUACAAGAACAGAGGCAAAUGAAAGGGAGAUUGCAAGGUAUCUUGUGCUUCCCCGAGAUGAUCAGGGUGCCUGAACCCGUGCUCUGUGCCACACUGCCAUUAGGCCUACUUCUCUCGAGCAAAAUGGACUCACAUGUUGAUGAACAGCUUUGGAUUUUUUUUUGUAAUUAUAGUGGUGCAAACAAUAUUUUUUUCAAUGUUAACCUAAACAUUAAACGGGUUACCCACCAUGUAGUAAAUAAUCGGAAUACAUGAUCA